This is a messenger RNA of Pochonia chlamydosporia 170, 228 nucleotides long. RefSeq lists its product as hypothetical. The transcript has a single exon. The record is from RefSeq and is a predicted model, not a curated record. Lineage: Eukaryota; Fungi; Ascomycota; Sordariomycetes; Hypocreales; Clavicipitaceae. The coding region runs from base 1 to 228 and encodes 75 amino acids.
AUGCGGCAGUUCCCUAAUGCCCCGAGGUUUCUUGAAGGAACACCAACAACAAAUUGGCAAGGAGAGGAUGGAAAGACUACAUGUGUCAUCGAAUUACACUGCUACCCUAUACCUACUUACAAAACGUUUUCGUUCCGUGCCCAUGCCCAACUGGCGUUUAUAUUGCAUAUACGGUCAUGGGAUGGCAGUUGGCAGUCCUGCAGUGGUUACUCUCGUGAUGGUUUAUGA